Molecule: messenger RNA, 1770 nt
Organism: Pyricularia oryzae 70-15
Lineage: Eukaryota; Fungi; Ascomycota; Sordariomycetes; Magnaporthales; Pyriculariaceae
Exons: 2
Coding region: 1-1770 (589 amino acids)
Source: RefSeq, a predicted model, not a curated record
AUGCCGGACAGCAUCGAACAGUUGAUUGGCGAAACCAACAAGACUUUUGAGGACGUUGGUACUGCCCUCGACGAUGCCAGCAUGGCCGUGCAGUCACCCAUCAUCCCAGUGCUUCCCCAAAGCCAAAUGGAGGAUAGCCCCGUUCUUUCGCCGCCUGGACUGUCGCCCUCGCGGCCAUCCCCCAAGGCUACCAAGUACUCGUCGCCCCUGAAUUCGCCAACACGGAAGGCCUCCGUCACUAAAGCAAGUCGGAAACCGGCUAAAAUCGGAAGGCAGAAGUUGGUUCAAUCACGCCAAAAGCAACAGCGCCAACCGCAGAAAACCAAGGCCGCCGCGAGAUGGACGCUUGGUGAGAACAUGGGGCGUCUGUUCCACCGCAUCGAGGCUGACGAGAUGGUCACUUCGGAGCAGGUGAAGGAGUGGCGGCAAAAGAACCCGCGGGUUGAGGAUGAUCAACCAGCAGAUGAUGCAAUUUCGGUUGACUCUUUCCGAAUCUUUGACGUGGAUGUCUGCGAGACCCCUAUCGAGCCUUUCCACCUCGAUGAUCUCCCAACGAGGAUUGGCGCGGCCGGGGUGCAAACCUCGAUGCCCCCAUCCCUAGACGCAUACGACAGCUUUGACUUUGGCCUCGAUGUCACCCACGAGGAUUUCUCCCUAGCGAAAGGCCCACAGCGCCCGCAGACACAGCCUCCGCGGCCAAAGCCGUUGCCGGCUCCCAUGGCUGGGGAGAGUGAGAUGACCUUUCAUAAUAUCUCAUUUCCAACACCACCACCAAAGAGCCCUCUUCGGACCAGUAGCCCCCGUCGCCAGCUGCCUCCUCUCCCUACUAUACCUGAAUCUGCGUCUGCCAGCCCGGUCGCUGUGAACCCCAAGCACUUCAAGCAGCUGCGCAAGCAGUCUGUGCGCAGGGGGCCCGAGAUGAAGCAGGCUAAAGUCACCGACGAGUAUAUAUACUUUCCUGCCACGCCUUUCACCGUAACGAUGCCUACAUAUCGUCACGGUCCUGUCCGCCUGUCCAAGGCGGAUCCCUUUGUUGAUGAGACGCUGGAUUGGACUGCUUUCCAGAUGGCUAUCCUCGGUGCUCCUGGCGACUUCAUGGGCGACAGCGAUGACGGCGAGGAUGAGAAGCAGGCAAAUGACCUGAUGCAUUGGUAUGAGGAUUUCAACCUUGGACAUGGCGGCAAGAUGCUUGUGUCUAAAGAAGAAGAGGACAAGUACAUGGUGCGUGCCGAUGUGAAGCCUGCUGAGAAGAAGCGUCGCACCCCUAGGGCUGCUCGCCAGGCUCCUUCCCUCGUCCUGCCGCAGCAAGUGGACAUUGCCCUCACCGUUCCGCUCCCGCCCAGCCCGAUAUUGUCAGAGGACGCCUCCCGAGCAUCAACCCCCGGAAGCCCAAAGGAGACGGCCCAGCCAGAGAUGGUUCAGAUCAGGCGUAUCCCAAUUCCAUUGAUCAUAGAGCGACCUUCGGGUGGUAGGUGGAACGCACGAUUUGAGUUCAGCCUUGGACGCUGGGUGUUGGACGAUCCUGAGGAGGAGUGCGAUCAGCAACAGGAGCAAACGCGAGGCGAAAUCAAGCAACGUAUGGGCAGCACCGGCAGCACCGGCAGCAGUGUCGGCAGCAUGCCGCAAAGCCCGAUGCUGGAUCUUGUGGUCAGUCGAGCCGUCACUGGUGAAGACUACGUCGUGCCAAUGGGAUACAACCUAGGGCACGAUCUCGGAGACUUUCUGAAAUGGGAGGCCGAGAACGUAUCGUGUGCUAACUUCCAGGGUUGA